GCCGCGGAGCCGAUCGCGCCCCGCGGAGCCGAGCGGCCGAGUUCACGUUGUUGGGAGUUUGCAACAACUCCGCGGCCUCGGCUGCUGCGCGGGGUGCUGCCUUCCCCGCCUCCUCUCCUCCUCCUCCUCCUCCUCCGCCCCUUGGGCUUGUUUUUUUUUUUCCCUUCCUCCUUUUUUUUCCCUCCCUCCCCCCUCCCUCUCCCCCCUUUCGCUUUGAUUUCGUUCUCCUCCCCUCCGCGCGCCCUGCGUGUGUGUGUUUUUCGCCGCCGAUCUUCACCAAAGCUCCUUGGCAUGAGUUAAGCACCAGCUAUGGACACCAAACACUUCCUGCCGCUGGAUUUCUCCAGCCAAGUCAAUUCCACGUCCCUGAACUCUCCCACGAGCCGGGGCCCCAUGGCCACCCCGUCCCUGCACCCGUCCAUCGGGCCGGGCAUCGGCUCCUCGCUGGGCUCCCCAGGCCAGCUCCACUCACCCAUCAGCACCCUGAGCUCUCCCAUCAAUGGCAUGGGACCCCCAUUCUCUGUCAUCAGCUCCCCCAUGGGCCCGCACUCGAUGUCCGUCCCCUCCACCCCCAGCCUGGGAUUCGGCACCAGCAGCCCACAGCUCAACUCGCCCAUGAACCCCGUCAGCAGCUCAGAAGACAUUAAGCCACCCCUGGGGCUCAAUGGAGUCCUCAAAGUGCCAGCACAUCCCUCAGGAACGAUGGCCUCCUUCACCAAGCACAUAUGUGCCAUCUGUGGGGACAGAUCUUCAGGUAAACAUUACGGGGUGUACAGCUGUGAGGGCUGCAAAGGCUUCUUCAAGCGCACGGUGCGCAAGGACCUGACGUACACGUGCCGGGACAACAAGGACUGUCUGAUCGACAAGCGCCAGCGCAACCGCUGCCAGUACUGCCGCUACCAGAAGUGUCUGGCCAUGGGCAUGAAACGAGAAGCUGUCCAGGAGGAGAGGCAGAGGGGGAAGGACCGCAAUGAGAACGAGGUGGAGUCAACAAGUAGCGCCAACGAGGACAUGCCCGUGGAGAAGAUCUUGGAAGCUGAACUUGCAGUGGAGCCAAAGACAGAGACUUACAUCGAAGCAAACAUGGGCCUGACACCCAGCUCGCCCAACGACCCCGUGACGAACAUCUGCCAGGCAGCAGACAAACAGCUCUUCACCCUGGUGGAGUGGGCCAAGAGGAUCCCCCGCUUCUCCGAGCUGCCCCUGGAUGACCAGGUCAUCUUGCUCAGAGCAGGCUGGAAUGAGCUCCUAAUUGCCUCCUUCUCCCACCGCUCCAUAGCCGUGAAAGACGGGAUCCUGUUAGCCACAGGGCUGCACGUGCACCGGAACAGCGCCCACAGCGCGGGCGUCGGGGCCAUCUUCGACAGAGUACUGACAGAACUCGUGUCAAAAAUGCGAGACAUGCAGAUGGACAAGACAGAGCUCGGCUGCCUGCGAGCCAUCGUCCUCUUCAACCCUGACUCGAAGGGCCUGUCCAACCCGGCGGAGGUGGAGGCGUUACGGGAGAAGGUGUACGCGUCGCUAGAGGCAUACUGCAAACACAAGUACCCUGACCAGCCAGGGAGGUUUGCAAAGCUCUUGCUGCGUCUCCCAGCCCUGCGGUCCAUCGGCUUGAAAUGCCUGGAGCACCUCUUCUUCUUCAAGCUAAUAGGAGACACGCCAAUCGACACCUUCUUGAUGGAAAUGCUGGAAGCACCUCAUCAAAUGACUUAGAGACCUGCUGCUGGCUCAGUCCCUCUCCCAGCUGGGGUCUCACACGGCCCCUUCCUCCGCUUCCCUCCGCCCCGUCCCUCCCUGCUGGCCCCAGCGCCGGAGGCACCGUCUGAUCCAGGGGGGCUGUGUGUGUCCCCCCUCCUUCGCCGUCCUCGCCUCCUCCAAGCCUUCACCCUUGUCCAUUUGCUGUCACUGCUGCAUCUCAAGACCUGCUCGCUGGUUCCCUGCCUUAGAUGUAGAGAAAUGGGAGCGGACAGAGCUUUGGCAGCCGCUGCUCCAGCUCAGCUCCCUGCUUUGCCCCAGCCCUCACCCUGAGGUGAGCUACCCAGAUGGCUUUGGGCAUCAGCCCAGGGCAGGAGCAGGGAUGGGGACAGUCCCAGCCCUCGGGGCAGUGGGGUUUGGAGGGGCUGAGGGGAGUGAAGUGGCCGGGUUGCAGCUGGUUGGUUGCACAGGAUGGAUGGGUUUGGUUUUGUUGGAAAAAGAGAAGAAAAAGAGGGGGAAAAAAAAGAAGAAGAAAAGGAAAAAGAAUCCUAUUUUUGGUUUCUAACUAUUAUUAGUAGUCUGGGUGGUUGUUACUUGGUGGAGGGAGAGGCAGCCUGGCCGUGCCCUGUGGGUGAGUCACCGUGGCUGCACGCAGCCUGCUCCUGGCAGUUCCAAGCAAGAGGAUUUGGGGUUGAGCUAAAUCCCUCCCCCCCCACAUAACGAGGUGACUGAUGGCACAGGGAGCCAGGGCAACUUCUCACUCUGGGCAAAGUGUCCCAGCACCUGAACAAAUCCCCUUUUGCCAUCUCAGGGGGCAGCUGAGCAUCGCUGCCCUUCCCAGAGGCGCCUCCACGCUCGGUGGGGACAGGAGCCAGCUGGAGCACUUGCUUUAAGGCUGCUGGGGACUCAACACCACUCUUUCCCAGCUCAUGGGGUCUUGCUGGGACCUCCUGCCCUCAGCACUGUGCCCAGCACCCUGGCACAGCCCACUCACCAGGCUUGGUCCAGCCUGUCCUGCCAGACCCACGCUGGAUCUCAGGGGCUGUUGUGUUGGAGCAGCAGGAGCUGCCACAUCAGCAAUGGCUCCUUCUUGGGUUCUUGGGGUUUUUUUAUGGUUCUGGCCUGGUUUAGUGAGGUUGGAGGGGCUUUUCCAGCUGAUGGGAUGGGCUCCAUGAAAAGCCCUGGCACACACAGCAUCCUGGGUGCUGUCAGGCAGUUGCUCUGGGCCAGCAGCACCUGAGCCCUGAGCACUUUCAGCUUGCUCAGGAGGCUGCUCCUGUUGAUUCAGCAGCUGCUGUGCAAAGCACUGCAAGGCAACAAUUAGUGGGAGUGCUUAGCCAGGCUGGUCAUGGUGGCUGUUGAAGCAAGAACAAGGCUCCUUCUGCCCUGAAUCCCACCCCCUCCUUCCCCCAUCAGGCAGGGACAUGGGGGCUGAAGGGUCCCAGCUGAGUGGGAGAGCACCAAACAAGCACCUUGGCUUUUGCAGAGCCCUUUCCUUGAUGGACAGGUUUUGGGGGAGUAGGUGCAGGAAUGUUCCCACACCCCAUGGGCUGGGAUUCCCUGGGGAGUGUGUGGGGAGAGGAGCUCACACAGGGAGUGUUUCCCCUCAGGCUCCCCAUAUCACCCUCCUCAGGUGCCUGCAGAGCCCCACUGAAAAAAUGAGCUAUGAGGAAAAGAACCCCAAAGCAGAGCAAGCUGUGAGGGAUGGUAGAGAGGCAGUUUUCUCCCUUGGCAGGACAGAGUGUCCCAAACACUGUGGGGCUGGUGCUGGGAGCCAAGAGCCAGGUGUCAGUGGUUGCCCCGGGGCCAAGGGCUUCCCCCCAGCUUUCAUGUCCCUCUGCUGUCAAACAGCAGUAUUAGAUCCCAAAGGUAUUUCUCUCCUUGCUCCCUGUGGGUUGUAGCUGGCUCUUCACACAUCUCCUUUGUGCCUGGAGGGGGGAUGGAGCAGUGCCCACCAGCUCCCUCCUCUCUUUUGGAAGGGACACGUUGUCACCUGCUUGUUGUCAUCCCUCCUGGCAGCUCCAGUGCCCAGCUCCAUCCCCUGCAGUUAACCAGCCCAUCUCCUUGCUCAAGGAAUACUCAGGAUUUCAGGUCAUAACUUUCCCUUAGGCUGGCCUGAAGUGGCAGAUCCCCAGAGGCAGGGGAAGUGUUUUGACUGUGUUUCUCCAGCAGCCUGCCUGCCGCCCAAAAUAUUAUUAAACAGCUUCACCCUGCAAGAAUUUGCCAAGAAAACCAGGCAAGAGGAAUGAAACAUGUAAAGGGUGCCAGUAAACAUGAGCAGGCUGUUCCUUGCCAGUGGAAGGCUGGCACAGCCCUGGGGGGUGGGGGGAGCUCCCUGACAGGCUGUGCAGAGCUCAGCCCGAGCCAAGGCAGCCCCCAGGCAGCCCCCAGCCCAGCUCUUGCCAGUGGAAAGGAGCCUGGAGCUCUCUUGGUGGAAAGGAUGAGGGUGCUUUGUGAGAGAGUCAGUAGUCAUUGCACUAGAAUAAACCCACUGUCCUCCCUUGGGUGGAACCACUUUCUUUUUUUCCUGCUUGAUGGCUGGGAAGGGGCUGUUGGGUGCUGGGUGCUGUGCUGGGGGGGGCUUGCAAGGCUGAGGUGUGGCUGGCUGCAGAGCAGGAGCUCCUGUCCCAUCCCAUCCCAGUUAGCAUUCAACCCAGCACAAAUAGAGUGCCAGGAGGAAGGUGCUGUGUGGGUCAGGGGCUCUCACACAGGACACACAGCUCCGUGCCUCAGUUUCCCUGAUGGAGCUGAGGAGGGUUUUGGAGAGAGGCUGAGCAUUGUCCUGGCUUUUCUGUCCUCACAGCUGUUGAGGGAACCCCUACAUGGCUGUAAACUCAGCAUGACCCAAUUGCUUUCAGUCAGUCUCUUCUGAUUCCCCCCUCAACAGCCACACUGGGCAUUUCAGGUUGCCAGUGGGCCCUGAACACUUGUGAUCAACCCCCAGAGCCUGGGUCCCAGCCCACUGCACCACCUCCCCCUCCACCAUCACCAGCCCUCCCCAUCAGGAGAAGCUCCUGUGCAUCCAGCACAUCUGCCACAGCAGCCUUAAAGCAACGUGCUUCUGCAUGAGUUGGACUCUCAGUUGUAUUCUUUUUCACUUGGGGCUUUCUUCUUUUCUUUUCCUUUUUGAGUCCUCAGCAUCAUCAUGAGAUCAAUCUGCUUCUUGCUUGUUUGAAGAGGUGAUAUGUGGGUAUAAGGAAAGCAAAGGCACAUUAUUCACUAGGAGAGGUAGGAUUUGCAUUUGACCAGAUCCCAGAACUCCUGCAGCAGUCUGGUUUGAUUAGGGUGAUCUGGUUUGUAAUUAUCACUUUUGCUGUUGGUGGUGGUGGUUUAAAAUUCCUUGUUAUUGGUGGGACAAUCUUUAAUUUUCUAAAGAUAGCACAAACAUCAGCUUUUCAGCCACCCACCUGCCCCUGGGGAUGUUCCUCGCUGCCUUCUUUGUGUGUGCACGUCUCAACCCAGCCCUGACCCCCCCAGCCCAAUCCAGCACGGGAUGCUGACCCUGCAGCACCCUGGGGCUGAGCACCACUGCUGGCUGGGAGCCCAGGAGUGGAGUUCUGGGUAAAGGACCUUCAUCUGCACAGCACCUAUGGGUGUAGGAAGCCCACACCACAGCUUCUCCACAUUGUGGACCCAGGGGCUCCAGCAUGGUCCCCACAGCUCCCCAGGGCCAUCCAUCUUUGAGUGGGCUCAGCUCCUCCUCCUGCUCAUCAUCAUCACCAUCAUCAUGAUGCCUAGGCUCAGCUCCUCCUUAUGGGGAGGAGGUUUGAGCUCAGCUCCUCAUCAUCACAACUGGGUUCAACUCCUGCAUUUCAUCAUGACUGGGCUCAGCUCCUCAUCAGCAUCACAACUGGCUUCAGCUCCUCUUUAUGAUCAGGUUUGAGCUCAGCUCCUCAUCAUCACAACUGGGUUGAACUCCUGCCCUCCAUCACAACUGGGCUCAGCUCCUGCCCAUCAUCAUGACUGGGCUCAGCUCCUCCUCCUCCUCCUCCUCCUCCUCCUCCUCCUCCUCCUCCUCCUCCUCAUCAUCAUCAUCAUCAUCAUCAUCAUCAUCGUAACAGGGCUCAGCUCCUGCUCACAGUUGGGUUCAGCUCAUCAUCAUAACUGGGUCCAGCUGCUGCCCAUCAUCAGAACUAGGCUCAGCUCCUGCUCAUGCUCUCAACUGGGUUCAGCUCAUCAUCAUAACUGGGUUCAGCUCAUCAUCAUAACUGGGUUCAGCUCCUGCUCAUGCUCACACGUGGGUUCAGCUCAUCAUCAUAACUGGGUUCAGCUCCUGCUCAUACUCUCAACUGGAUUCAGCUCAUCAUCAUAACUGGGUUCAGCUCUUGCCCUUGUUGCUCCUCAGAAGGGCUGAGGCUGUGGUUCAGGAGCUGCUGUGUGCCCCUCAGUGCCAGGUCUGGGUGAGGUUGCUGUGUGUGUACACAUGUAUGUACUGUAGAUAUCCACACUGUAUAAAUAGCCUCUCUCACAUAGCCCUAUAUUAUAACCGUAGCAAUUACAGACUUCUCUCUCUCUUUUUUUUUGUGGGUUUAAGUCAAUUCAUUUUCCUCUCUUUUUGUUUCCUUGCUUUUUGUUUGUUUGUUUGCUUCAUGUAAGCGAGCCCAUUGUAUCCCAAGCCCUUUUCCAAUUGGCAGAUGCCAAAUCUGGAUCUUUAUUCCUCGAGACAAAGGAACUGCAUCUAUUUUAAGAUGCCUUUUUGUUUUGAUUUGGUUUUUUUUCUGGUUUGUUUUGUUGGUUGUUGUUUUUUUCCCUUUGGAGCAGCAGGUGGUUUUGAGUACAGAAACAAUAGCUUUAGCAAUUCCCAAUACUUAGUGAUGGAUGCCUUGGCUCUGGGAUGAGUAGAUGAAAGAGAGAAAUAAAGAGGUUAAAAUUUAGAGUGACAAAAAGAUAAGGAAAAAAAAAAUCUAAAAGCAUCAAUAAAGUGAGAAUCUAUUUUUGUACAAAUGUAAUUUUAUCCCUUACAUAUUCUUGGAUAUUUUCUUUCUGGAUUGUUUUUGUUUCUUCUACAGAGAUUGUUAUAAACUCUCUCUCUUUGGUUUUUCUCUCUCUGGGUGUCAUUCAGCCACAGGGAUGUGGAGAAGAGGGAGGGAGACACUUCUGACUGUGUUUUAAAGGCUUUAUAUGAAAUCUCUUCUGAAAGAAUUUUUUUGAAUGAACUUUUUGUUGGGUUUUUUGUUGGGUUUUUUUUUUUGUUGGUUUGGUUUUUUUCCCCACCCC
Colius striatus (speckled mousebird) is the source of this 6912-nucleotide messenger RNA. RefSeq names its product retinoid X receptor alpha (gene RXRA). Gene Ontology annotation, biological process: response to retinoic acid; cell differentiation; retinoic acid receptor signaling pathway. Gene Ontology annotation, molecular function: nuclear receptor activity; nuclear steroid receptor activity; retinoic acid-responsive element binding. Gene Ontology annotation, cellular component: RNA polymerase II transcription regulator complex; nucleus. Bases 310 to 1713 code for a protein of 467 amino acids. The transcript has 10 exons. NCBI's taxonomy places the organism in Eukaryota, Metazoa, Chordata, Aves, Coliiformes, Coliidae. The record is from RefSeq and is a predicted model, not a curated record.